Molecule: messenger RNA, 762 nt
Organism: Helianthus annuus (common sunflower)
Lineage: Eukaryota; Viridiplantae; Streptophyta; Magnoliopsida; Asterales; Asteraceae
Exons: 3
Source: RefSeq, a predicted model, not a curated record
AUGUGGAUACCGUUUCCGAUACCGAAACAUGUCGGGAUCGGGAUUAUCGGUAUCGGGAUCGGGAUGGGAUCGGGAUGGGAUCGGCGUCUCCGAUGCUUCCGUUUCGUUGUUGGUGCGUUUCCUGCAGUCGCGUUUUUCGUUCACUUUAUCUACAACAACAACAACAACAACAACAACAACAACAACAACAACAACAACAACAACAACAACAACAACAACAACAACAACAACAACAACAACAACAACAACAACAACAACAACAACAACAACAACAACAACAACAACAACAACAACAACAACAACAACAACAACAACAACAACAACAACAACAACAACAACAACAACAACAACAACAACAACAACAACAACAACAACAACAACAACAACAACAACAACAACAACAACAACAACAACAACAACAACAACAACAACAACAACAACAACAACAACAACAACAACAACAACAACAACAACAACAACAACAACAACAACAACAACAACAACAACAACAACAACAACAACAACAACAACAACAACAACAACAACAACAACAACAACAACAACAACAACAACAACAACAACAACAACAACAACAACAACAACAACAACAACAACAACAACAACAACAACAACAACAACAACAACAACAACAACAACAACAACAACAACAACAACAACAACAACAACAACAACAACAACAACAACAACAACAACAACAACAACAACAACAACAACAACAACAACAACAACAACAACAACAAC